Messenger RNA from Moneuplotes crassus, 703 nucleotides. The record is from the annotation of a GenBank genome assembly. NCBI's taxonomy places the organism in Eukaryota, Ciliophora, Spirotrichea, Euplotida, Euplotidae.
AUAAUAAAUAUAAAUUAUGAAAUCUCUUCUGAUACUACUAGCUAUUGUUGUGAUCGCUUCUUGUGAGCCAGAACACCCAAGAUGGCCAACCAAAUUUUCUGUUGAUUUCUCAGAGACCUUCAAAUAUGGUCCUCUUGAGAAAUCUACUGACGGAUCUUUCUUCUAUGAUGCUGCUAGCGGAAGAUAUAAGAUCUCCAGGGAAAAUGGUCACUACGAUAGGUACUGCGGUGCUAAUGGAUUAAAAAUCUUCCAAAAUACUCCUUGUGAACAAAUUGUUGAUGCUAGCGGUGACAGAUACAUCCAUUACCCAGAGAAGAAUCAAUGCUGCUUCUGCUGUGACGCUGUCCACGGAUGUGGAAUCUUAAAGCCAAACUGGCAGCAAGGAGCUGAAUUCCUUGGAGAGACCGAAUACAAUGGUGUUUCAGCUUAUAAAUGGGACAAGAAAGGACUCCAAAGUAACUUCUAUUAUGAGACUAUUUCUGAAAAUCCAGAGAAUAGGAUCAUGCUUGGUAUUGAUCAGCAACCAAAUGAUAACCAGGUAUACGACCCAGCUACUUGGAGCCGUGACUUUGAUGAUUCUGAGUUGGAAUUGCCAAGCAUUUGUGACAGAAGCAAUACUUGCAGUUGGGUUAGUGUCUGCACUGCUGUCAACCACGCUUAAUUCUCUUGUUAAAUAAUUCUGAGCUAUUCCAAUACGUCACUU